AUGGCUAUGAUGAUCGUCUGGAACGAAUUUAGUCUAGCCACAAUCGGGAUUUGGAUGAUGUUCGUUCGGGCCCUAGACUCGACUCAGCAAAGCAGCAGCUCGACGCAUUUCGACAAGAGGAGAGAAAUUGUAGUAGAUACCCAUGAAUUCUCCGAAUGGAUCUAUCCGGCGGUGACUUACCGCCUCUGGUUCCAUGGUAGGUGGACUGCAUCUUCUGCGUCACCCUGGAUGCCAUUGUGUGUUCGUGGAUUGCUCGAAGCUCCUACACAGGAUGGUAGAAUGGUACAUGAUUACUUGGGGGUAGGGUACGCAGCUAUCGACGAUGCGAAUUGCGUUGCCACAUCGAGUUGUACGUAA
Messenger RNA from Aspergillus niger, 357 nucleotides. RefSeq lists its product as uncharacterized. Bases 1 to 357 code for a protein of 118 amino acids. Lineage: Eukaryota; Fungi; Ascomycota; Eurotiomycetes; Eurotiales; Aspergillaceae. The transcript is spliced from 3 exons. The record is from RefSeq and is a predicted model, not a curated record.